Messenger RNA from Arabidopsis lyrata subsp. lyrata, 1062 nucleotides. RefSeq names its product lectin-like protein At1g53080. Bases 60 to 905 code for a protein of 281 amino acids. Gene Ontology annotation, molecular function: carbohydrate binding. Lineage: Eukaryota; Viridiplantae; Streptophyta; Magnoliopsida; Brassicales; Brassicaceae. The record is from RefSeq and is a predicted model, not a curated record. The transcript has 2 exons.
GCACGGCCAUACACCAAAAACAAAACAUACACAAUAAAAUACACGUACACAAACUCAUAAUGCAGAUCCAAAAACUCUGUUUUUUUGCUCUGUUCAUAUCUUUGUUCAGCUACAAAACCAUUUCCGCCGUCAAAUUCAACUUCAACCAUUUCGACGGUACAGAUCUAAUCUUCCUCGGGUACGCGGAGCUGGGACCAGCAACCGAUGGCAUGAGCCGGUCCGGAGCUCUCUCCAUGACCCGUGACAAAAAUCCUUUCUCACAUGGUCGAGGUCUCUACACAGAUCUAAUCCCAUUCAAAUCUUCCAACAACAUUUCUUCUUCUGUUUACUCUUUUAAAACAUCUUUCACUUUCUCUAUCACUCCUCGCCGGUCAAACCCUAACCCUGGUCAUGGUCUCGCCUUCAUCGUGGUCCCAACCAUACACUACGACCAAGACUCAACCCGUGGCUUCCUUGGUCUAGUUAACCGCACAACCAAUGGCAAUCCUAAUAACCAUCUUUUUGCGGUUGAAUUCGAUGUUUUCCAAGACAAACGUUUUGGUGAUAUUAAUGAUAAUCAUGUUGGUAUCAAUAUUAACUCUGUUACCUCAAAAGUUUCUGAGAAAGCUGGUUAUUGGGUUCAGACAAGAACUGGAGGAAACAAUCAAUGGUUGUUUAAGGAAGUGAAGCUUAGUAGCGGAGAUAACUACAAAGCUUGGAUCGAGUACAAGAACAGUAAAGUCAUUGUUUGGCUCGCACCUGCCCAUUUAAAGAAACCGAAGAGGCCAUUGAUCGAAACACAAGUUGAUCUCUCUGAGGUGGUUCUUGAAACAAUGUAUACUGGUUUUGCUGGUUCGAUGGGUCGUGGCAUCGAGCGUCACGACAUUUGGAGCUGGAGUUUCGAGAACACCGCCAAAAACAACUAGUUCGGUUUAAUUUAUUUUAUUUUGGUUUGAUUUAUGUUUUGGUUUUGUUCUCUUUGUCACCGGUUUAACAAUUUUCCUAUUUUCUCUUGAAUUUAUUCAAAAGUGGUUUAAAAGAGAGUACAAAAUGUCAAAAUCAAAUUAAAAUUACUUUUAUCGA